Molecule: messenger RNA, 1641 nt
Organism: Poecilia reticulata (guppy)
Lineage: Eukaryota; Metazoa; Chordata; Actinopteri; Cyprinodontiformes; Poeciliidae
Source: RefSeq, a predicted model, not a curated record
CAUGUAUUUUUGUUACUAAGCUAAGAUCUAGUUUUUAUCGCGGAAUGUGACGUCCUUUCUGUCAGUGCCUUCUCACGUCUUAAUUGAAAUUCCAUUGCGCGGAGCAAGCGUGCAGGUGCUCGGAGAUGCUAAUUAAAUCAAAACAAGCUGAGGUUCACGUGGAAAGUGUUCACAAACUGCUGCGCUGAAUAAAAAGACAUCCUCGCUUUAAAUCUGGUUCGCAACAUGAACAGCAGUGGUCCAGCGUAUCCUCUGGCCUCUUUGUAUGUCGGGGACCUGCACCCCGAUGUUACAGAAGCCAUGCUGUAUCAGAAAUUUUCUCCUGCUGGACCCAUCAUGUCGAUCCGCGUGUGCCGGGACAUCAUCACCCGCAGAUCCCUAGGAUACGCCUACAUAAACUUCCAGCAGCCAGCAGACGCGGAGUGUGCCUUAGAUACGAUGAACUAUGACGUCAUUAAGGGUCGACCCAUUCGGAUAAUGUGGUCUCAGCGUGACCCAGGUCUCAGGAAGUCAGGUGUGGGAAACAUCUUUAUCAAGAACAUGGAUGAGUCCAUUGACAACAAGGCACUGUAUGAUACCUUCUCUGCCUUUGGCAAUAUUUUAUCCUGCAAGGUUGUCUGUGAUGAGAAGGGAUCAAAAGGCUAUGGCUUUGUUCACUUUGAGACUCAAGAGGCUGCAAAUCGGGCCAUUGAAACAAUGAAUGGGAUGCUUCUGAAUGACAGGAAAGUUCAAAAGAUGGGUAAAAAGGAAUCUGGUAUUGUCAACCCAAAGGACCGUUUCCUGUGGGAAAAAUGUCAGUUCUCCCAGCUUAGGUCAGCAAAUAGGUUUGUUGGCCACUUCAAGUCUCGCAAGGAAAGGGAAGUUGAGUUUGGCUCCAAAGCUAUGAAGUUUACCAAUGUCUACAUCAAGAACUUUGGAGAGGACUUCACUGACGAGAAACUGAAGGAGGUUUUUUCUGCAUUUGGGAGGACCCUCAGUGUGCGAGUGAUGAAGGACGAGAAGGGACAAUCAAGAGGGUUUGGGUUUGUCAACUAUGCUCACCAUGAUGAUGCUCAGAAGGCUGUGGAUGAAAUGAAUGGAAAGGAGCUUAAUGGGAAGACCAUCUACGUAGGUCGUGCUCAGAAGCGUUUGGAGCGCCAGGGGGAGCUGAAGCGCAAGUUUGACCAGAUGAAACAGGAUCGCAUCCAACGCUAUCAGGGGGUGAAUCUGUAUGUGAAGAACUUGGAUGAUGGCAUAAAUGAUGAAAGACUCCGGAAGGAAUUUUCUCCUUAUGGUACAAUCACAAGUGCAAAGGUGAUGACUGAAGGUGGCCAAAGCAAGGGCUUUGGCUUCGUCUGCUUCUCGUCUCCAGAGGAAGCAACCAAAGCAGUGACUGAAAUGAACGGGAGAAUUGUUGCGACCAAGCCGCUGUAUGUUGCGCUGGCGCAGAGGAGGGAGGAGCGUAAAGCUAUUCUAACUAACAAGUACAUGCAGAGACUGGCUACCCUGAGGACCAUGAGCAACCCCAUCAUCGACUCGUUCCCCCAGUCGGGAUACUACAUGACUGUACCACAACCUCCCACUCGCUCUUUCUACAACCACAGUGCUGUCAGCAACCUGAGACCAGUCCCUCGUUGGAUGGGGCAGCCGCCCAGAGCCCAG